AUGACUGAUUUGCCUAACGUGAAUGAUGAAUUUUUAACUUUGGAAGCCCUUGAAGAAGCUGCACAGGCUGCUUCUAAGGCACAAGACAAGGCUUUGCCUUUUCAAGACGAAAUAGUAAUUUGGGAAGGAAAUAAUGGCAGAUCACCUACGUUGUCUUGCAGUGUACAAAAGGCGGAAAUUGGCGAAACAAUUGAGUUGUCCAUUGUUUGGAUUAUCACAAAAACCGAAUAUGUUCAUAAUCAUCCACUACUUCAAGCAGAUGAGAUAGUAAGCCUUCCUCAACAUAGAAACUUGAGCGUGAUUAGAGAAAGCUCUUACAUGAACUAUCAAUCAGAUUAG
Molecule: messenger RNA, 339 nt
Organism: Dentiscutata erythropus
Lineage: Eukaryota; Fungi; Glomeromycota; Glomeromycetes; Diversisporales; Gigasporaceae
Source: the annotation of a GenBank genome assembly